This is a messenger RNA of Corapipo altera (White-ruffed manakin), 1023 nucleotides long. RefSeq names its product succinate dehydrogenase complex subunit D (gene SDHD). Gene Ontology annotation, biological process: mitochondrial electron transport, succinate to ubiquinone; tricarboxylic acid cycle. Gene Ontology annotation, cellular component: membrane; mitochondrial envelope. Gene Ontology annotation, molecular function: heme binding; ubiquinone binding. Bases 16 to 465 code for a protein of 149 amino acids. Lineage: Eukaryota; Metazoa; Chordata; Aves; Passeriformes; Pipridae. The transcript is spliced from 4 exons. The record is from RefSeq and is a predicted model, not a curated record.
GCCCUUGGAGCGGACAUGGCGCUGGCGCUGCUGCGGCCCCGCGGGGCCACCACGGCUCUGGCCCUGCUCCGCCGCCCCGCCGUGCUCGCCGCCGCCCAUCGCAGCGCCCCGGCCCGGGACAGCCACAGCCACGGCCCGGCCCCGCAGGGACACGGCGGUUCCAAGGCUGCAUCCUUGCACUGGACAGGGGAGAGAGCUGUCAGUGUGUUCCUGCUGGGGCUCCUCCCUGCAGCCUACCUGUGCCCAGGACCCGCCGUGGACUAUUCCCUGGCUGCUGCCCUCACCCUCCACGGCCACUGGGGUCUUGGCCAGGUAAUCACUGAUUAUGUCCACGGAGACACAGCCAUUAAAGUGGCCAACACGGGGCUGUACGUGCUGUCGGCCGCCACCUUCGCCGGCCUCUGCUACUUUAACUACCACGACGUGGGGAUCUGCAAGGCUGUGGCCAUGCUCUGGAGCCUCUGAGGUGCCACCAGAGCCCCUGACACACACGAUUGUUGUUCUCUGCUGCCUCUGCUUCAUCGUAUUUUUACCACCAUUUAACGCGAAACGAGCGCAAAGCCAAGGGUCCGUAGUGGGAACGUCCUGCAGGGAGCUCAGAGCCCUCUAGAAUUAAACACCCAACAGCAGCGAAGAUGUUGGAGAAGAAACAGUAGAUUUAAGCUGGAUAAUGUCCAUCAGAGCCAGGUGCUUUAAGCUGUGCUGUAAAUUGGGAUGAAUUAAUUACACCAGUGAGGUGGUUUAAGCUGCGCUGUAAAUUGGGAUGAAUUAAUUACACCGGUGACAGACUUGCAACUGUCCUUGUAAUGAGAGCUCUAGUGGGUGUUUUUUUAACUGUUGUUUGGUUUCCUGCUUUGUAAAACUUGUGGAAAAUUGAACUGCUUCUUCUGACAUCACAACAACUGGCCUGUAUGCAAGGCAGACCCUGUAACUCUUUGGACCCUGAGAGUUGGUGUAGAAAAGGGAAUACUUUUUUCUUAAUCCAUGCAAUAAAGAAUUUACAGAAAUCUUGUCUGUGCUUCU